AGCAGGGAAGGAAAAGCAAAAUUUAGCAUUAAGAUGUUUUUUAACAUGCGGUUACGUUUAGAUUAUGAUUUGAUGGAAAGUUAUGGAUUACAUAUAUUUUAAUUUUUUUUUAGCUUUUCAUAGCAACAGCAUUUUUAAGUAACGAUUUUGAUUUUAGCCCACGUUGCAUUAUUUUCAAAUUUGCAUCAUCGCUCUCGCUUGCGUGACAAUUGGGAGAUGUGGUGAAAGUUUUUAAAGUAUUUUCUAAUAGCUUGAUUUUAGAAAAAAUUGAGUAAAAAAUGUGUGCAAGAAAAAACACAAGAACCGGGGAACCUAACUGCUGUGGAGUUGUGUUUGAACAAGUUACCUAACAGGUCAGUGGGAAGGAAAUUCCGUACCAAGGGACAGAGAAGAAGUUUUUGCAAUAUGUGGCACCCGCGUCAGUAGUCAAUUUAAGACUUGCUGCGCCUGCUCGCCUGGCACUGAAGAGGAUCUGCAAUACAACGGCAUAAAAAGAAAAAAGAAAUCAGAAUUCAACCAAACUCAGCAACGCCGCCUGAUUCGCAGAUUGGGCGCAUUUCCGAAAAAGUAAUAGCUUCAACUUUUGUUCGCGAGCAUACAUUUUGUGUGGAAUGUAAAAGUUUUCUGUGUAUUUCGGUGAGUCCAAAACAAGUAGUUAAAUUCUCAGUGCGCCGUUAAAUACUAAUGAGGUGCAACCUGAGUUGCCUUCAAAAGCAGAAAGUAUUCACAAGAAUACCAAUGAUGUUUUCACAGCAGGUCCAUUUUUGAAAUCUGAAAUGUCUCUUCAAAAAUAUGGCUGGUUGGUUUCGGAGAAUUCGGGAAAAGUUCCACAAGGAUGUAAAGUCAAGUUCCAAACCUACUGGAUUUGCAUCUUCCUCUUUGUCCUCAGGCAAUAAUGAAUCUUUUUCUGCCACCCAUGGUGUUUCCAUACCACCAAUCUGCUCUCCGCAAAAGCCGAAGCUGACUUGCGCGGCCCGCUGGCAGCGGGAUUAUGACUUGGGUGUAUUUCACAGUGAGGAUGAUCUCCCUGAGGUUCAGCGCCUUGUGUCAUAUCUUGAAGGACAGCCUGAAGGCAUUCGUUGUUUUUUGUAUCUAAGGGACUCUAUUCCAGGUGGGGCCAUCCCGAGCGAAUUAUGCCAGGCUGUGGGGAGUAGCCACUGCUGGGCACUUUUUAUCACUAACAGCUUCUUACAGGACCCUUGGUGUAGAUACCAAAUGAAUCAGGUGUUGGCCGAAGCACCGAUGCCCGAUGGCAGAAUCAUCCCCAUUCUUCUACGACUGCCACGUUCAGAGUAUCCUCGGGAGCUUCGCUUUUUCUACCAUAUCAACAUUACUAGAGACCAGGAGAAUGGCUACCACAAAAUUUAUAUGGCAGUGUUACAAUUUUUGGAACAACUCUGCAAAGAGGACCACCCUACAGAAACAAUUCGUACAAGCAGUCAGAUGUGUGGCUCUAGACUGGUUCAAAGCCAGACGACUGCAGCAGAAAUCACAGAGUCAGAAUGUAGAUUAGUGAACCUCGAUGAUCCAGUCACUGUGUGUCUUUCAGACAUGACAGCCACUGUUAUUGAAGAUGAGAACUGGGUGUCAGAGUCAGUCCAGGCCAGUGAAAAAGUACAGAAUUCCAUUUAAGGACAAGAGUUUCCCUACUACAUCUUCUGUGAUCACAGGUUAGAAGUUCAGCUACUAUCAGAAAAGGAAUAAUGGAAGUAAAUCAUCAAGUGGUCUUGUUUAAGUUUUCUUUGCUUGUUUCCUGAUGAUUUCUUUUUAUUCAACUCAGUUUUAUUUCUCCUUGUAUGCUGUGCCACAUAGUAAUCUGAACUAAUUUGGAAUGUUUACUCAUUGUAGCUAUGCCAUAAUAUGUGCUGGUGCUUCAUCCAGGGUUGGUUUUGGCCUAACCGUGUGUCUGAUAUGGCCUGCCAUGCAUGCCCUUUAGCGGACUGGCAUCCAGUUCUGAAUUAGAUCCUGCAUUAUGCAGCCUAGAAGUGUCCUAUGAAAGAUACAUGGCAAAAGUUGAUUUAAAAUAGAUGGAUGGUUUUGCACAUAUGCAACUUGGCAGACACUCUUCCUCAAUUCCUAAAUGUUAACUGUUUACUUUUUUUAGAAAAUAAAUAUAUAUUUGAAGUUCAACAUGCA
Messenger RNA from Polypterus senegalus (gray bichir), 2136 nucleotides. RefSeq names its product toll-interleukin 1 receptor (TIR) domain containing adaptor protein. The record is from RefSeq and is a predicted model, not a curated record. The coding region runs from base 793 to 1632 and encodes 279 amino acids. Lineage: Eukaryota; Metazoa; Chordata; Cladistia; Polypteriformes; Polypteridae. The transcript is spliced from 5 exons. Gene Ontology annotation, biological process: signal transduction.